CUUUAGCUUGAUGCGUUUUUCUGUUUAAUCCAAUCUCUCUUUCGUACGCAGUUUCCUAAUUAUUUCAGUUCAAUCUGUCAAGGUUUUUCAAACGUCAACUUUUGUUGAAUUUCGGUUUUUUAAUAUCGCUUUGCUGAGAUGUCCGGGAGGAAUUUCGAGAAGUUCGUGGACUUGGCGUCGAAAAUCAUCGCCGUGGGAAAAAACUACGCCGAUCACAUGAAAGAAAUGGGCUACGCCGCCGCCAAAGUGGACCCCGUUAUCUUUAUGAAACCCACGUCGGCCUUCAUCGUAGAGGGCCAGAAAAUUGAAUUCCCUCCGGGUUGUCAGAACCUACACCACGAAGUGGAGCUGGGCGUCGUCAUCGGGAAGACCGCCAAGAAGAUUCCCGAGGCGGAAGCGCUGAAGUAUGUCGCCGGAUACACCAUCGCGCUGGAUAUAACCGCUCGCGAUCUGCAAGAUAAAGCCAAGAAAGAAGGCCUCCCUUGGACUAUCCCUAAGGGCUUCGACACCUCCUGCCCCGUGGGACCCUUCGUCCACAAGGAUCGUGUGCCGGAUCCGCAGAAUUUGAAGUUGUGGUGCAAAGUCAACGGGCAGACACGACAGAAUGGUUGCACCAAAGAUAUGAUUUAUUCGGUGCCGUAUUUGAUUAGCUAUGUUAGUAACUAUUUUACCCUGUAUCCUGGAGAUGUCAUUCUCACAGGGACGCCGGCGGGAGUUGGCCCGGUAAAGGAAGGUGAUGUUAUCGAAGCCGGUUUGGAUGAGUUGUCGCAGGCGUCGUUCGAAGUGGCCAAAAGUGACGCUUAAUACAUUAGUUUGAUUGCUACUGUUGGCACUUUCUCCUUGCAUUUUCAGAAAAUUUGUUAUUAUGGAUGGUUGAGAAUUCUGAUUUUAUUGAUUUUGAGAAGUUUUUACAAAAAUUGAUUAGACUGAUGGGAUUAUUUACUUCCGACAUUGUAGGUGUGAUUUAUGUUUUUAUUUUUUGUGUGGUGGACAUUGUGAAUGCGAUUAAUGAAGAUUUGAUCCAUG
This is a messenger RNA of Paramacrobiotus metropolitanus, 1026 nucleotides long. Its product is annotated as acylpyruvase FAHD1, mitochondrial-like. NCBI's taxonomy places the organism in Eukaryota, Metazoa, Tardigrada, Eutardigrada, Parachela, Macrobiotidae. Bases 139 to 804 code for a protein of 221 amino acids. The transcript has a single exon. Gene Ontology annotation, molecular function: acetylpyruvate hydrolase activity. Gene Ontology annotation, cellular component: mitochondrion. The record is from RefSeq and is a predicted model, not a curated record.